CUGGGCGGCGGCGGCGGCAGCAACAGCGGCUCAGACUCCCCUGGCUACGGAGAGAGGCGCUGCUCCGUCCGGAUGGCGGACUGUCGGCUCACCGCGCUCCUCGUUUACCUCUUCGUGUUAACAGGCGGGUCGCAGGGAUUUACCGUCGAGCCGGCACAGAGCGAGUUAAAUGUCCCCAACGGGGAAGACGCGGUGUUCACGGUGCGGCCGUCCAGUGCUAUCAAAAGCGGAACGUGGGUUUACAAAGGGAAAACGAUCGUCCUGUGGGUCAGAACAUCCCUGGACAUCGAUGUUGUGUACAAGUCACGGGUGGAUUUAGACAUCACCAGCGGGUCGCUGACACUGAAGUCGGUGAACGAGUCGGACAACGGGGAUUACACAGUGUCAGUCUUUGCAGUUGGCGGCGCUCAAGACACAGCGACCAUCACACUGCAGGCAUUCGAACCUGUCUCUCAGCCUGUGAUCACAUCCAAUGAUACCCGCCCUGUAGAACACAAUGACACGGUGACUUUAGAGUGCGUGGCCGUGGGCACGGAUGUCUCAUAUGCCUGGUCCAGUAACGGCCUGACGCUUAGCCCGGGCGGCCGGCUGGUCUUGAGUAACGGCAACCGCACUCUCACCAUCUCCGGCGUGCUCAGAUCGGACAAGGAGUUCACCUGCACUGGGUCCAACCCGGUCAACACAAACACCAGCGAUCCAUUCCUGCUGGACGUCAGCUACGGACCGGAAAGUGUUCAGAUAUCCGUCAUCCCCGACCAGGCCGCUUACACCUCUGGCACGGACGCCUCUCUCACCUGUUCUGCUGUUUCCAAUCCCGCCCCGGAAUAUCAAUGGCUCUUCAAUGGGCUGUUCCAACAAAGCGGGCAGCAACUAGUCAUUGCGGCCCUUGGCGUCAAUGACACGGGAAGCUACACCUGCCAGGUGUUUAACAAUGUGACCAAAAGGUCAAGUUCCUCUUCGCGAAACAUCACCGUCAUAGAACGGGUGGCGAAUGUCAAUCUGCGAUCCAACAAUUCCGAGCCGGUGGAACAGCGAGACUCCGUCGUGUUGACCUGCAGUUCCCGGGGAUCUCAAGUGAAGCGAGAAUGGAUUUUCAAAAAUCAACCCAUCCAGCAGAAUGACACGAUAACUAUAUCCGGAGACACUCUGAUCAUUGACCCAGUAGACAGGGCCGACACAGGGAUGUAUAAAUGCAUCGUAAGCAAUGGACUGAACAGCGGCAACGCGGAGACCUCCCUGAAUGUUUUAUAUGGGCCGGACAAUAUGAAAAUUACCCCCCAGAGUCCAGUAACAAUAACGAAUGGAGAAAAUCUAACGUUGACCUGUUCGGCCCAGUCCAUGCCCAGCCCUGUGUAUGAGUGGUUCAAUGGGGCAGAGAUGAUGGGUACAGGUCCAGUAUUCACCAUCCCCUCAGUAAGCAUGGAGCACGGUAUGAAUUACACAUGCCAUGCCAAUAAUGCCAGGACUGGCAGAAACAUCAGCCUCACUGUAAAUGUCAACGUGCAAAACAAUGGUCUGGGAGCUGGUGCGAUCGCUGGGAUUGUGAUUGCAGUAGUGGUUGUUGGUGCAGGCGGGAUCGGAGGUGGAAUAGCCUAUUUGAUGAGGGAAAAAAGGCACAGGCCGAAAGCCGAACCUGGGACGAAAUACGACGCGAACAGGAGUCCAAGGGGACAGAUUACCUCGGCCACACAUUCCGAGGACGGACUGGCAACCUAUGAAAAUCUCCCGGGUAAAGAUCAGGGAACCACUCACGCGCCAGAGGGAGACCCCACAUAUAUGGGUCUGAAGCUGGAUGAUCGAUCGGUUUACAGUGAACUACGGAGGUAGCCGGGCCGACCCAUUGAUCAGCUCGUUGUAUCAACAAGGUUCACAAGGUCACAAUGUCACAAGUUAUUGGAGUAGAAUUAGGCCAUUCGGCCCAUCGAGUCUACUCCGCCAUUCAAUCAUGGCUGAUCUCUGCCUCCCAAUCCCAUUUUCCUGCCUUCUCCCCAUGUAUUGUGUUUUUAAAAAAAUAUAUAAAUUAUGAUGUUUUUAUAAAUGAUAUACCAAGAUUUUAUAUGUAUUUUAUGAUAUUUAAUAUGCAAUGCACUUUUAAUGUAAUGUUGCCCCUUGUCUGGACCUUGAGUCCGUAAUAAAAUUUAGUAUUAUUAUUA
Molecule: messenger RNA, 2153 nt
Organism: Amblyraja radiata (thorny skate)
Lineage: Eukaryota; Metazoa; Chordata; Chondrichthyes; Rajiformes; Rajidae
Product: carcinoembryonic antigen-related cell adhesion molecule 5-like
Exons: 11
Coding region: 73-1827 (584 amino acids)
Source: RefSeq, a predicted model, not a curated record